Messenger RNA from Anolis carolinensis (green anole), 3463 nucleotides. It is a transcript of the gene gls2, whose product is annotated as glutaminase 2. Gene Ontology annotation, molecular function: glutaminase activity; protein binding. Gene Ontology annotation, biological process: L-glutamine catabolic process. Bases 111 to 1904 code for a protein of 597 amino acids. The transcript is spliced from 18 exons. NCBI's taxonomy places the organism in Eukaryota, Metazoa, Chordata, Lepidosauria, Squamata, Anolidae. The record is from RefSeq and is a predicted model, not a curated record.
AGCCCGAGGAGUUGUGCUCUUAAAGGGCCAGGCGCUCCUUUUGCGCCCUGAGCUGCUGUCUCCUCUCCCUGGGCUUCGGAGGCUUGGAAGAAGGAGCGCGUCCUGCAGCCAUGCGCCCCAUCAGAGCCCUGUCCAUGCUGUGGCAGCCUCGCCGGGGGACCCAGGGCCAGGGGGGCCAAGGAGUGGGGCCCCCCGGUGUCUCCUCCUGGACUCCGGGCAGAGAGGCGGUGGGGAAUGGCCGGCACCAUUUGCAGCAGCCGCAGCCCAUGUCUGACCAGGAUCUGUCUGCAAAUGGGAUGCUGCCCCGUCUUAGUGACCUUCUGUUCUACACAAUCGCUGAGGGACAGGAGAGCAUUUCUGUCCAUAAAUUCAUCAGUGCUUUGCAAGGCACCGGCCUUUGGACCUCAGACCCCCGCCUCCGCGACUGCAUGGAUCUGGUGUGGAAAACAGCUCAGGACUCUUGCACUGGAGGGAUGCUGAACAGAGAGCUUUUCCGGAGGUGUGUGAGCAGCAAUAUUGUCCUAUUGACCCAGGCCUUUAGGAGGAAAUUUGUCAUCCCUGACUUCCAGGAAUUCACCUCUCAUGUGGAGCAGAUUUUUGAGAAGACGAAAGGGCUCCAGGAGGGCAAGGUUGCAAAUUACAUCCCACAGCUGGCCAAAUGUAAUCCAGACAUCUGGGGCAUUUCACUUUGCACAGUAGAUGGACAACGGUAUUCCAUGGGCCACACCAAGACCCCCUUCUGCUUGCAGUCAUGUGUUAAACCCCUGAAAUAUGCAGUUGCUGUUAACGAACUGGGUACUAAACCAGUGCAUCAGUAUGUGGGCAAAGAACCCAGUGGGCGGCGCUACGACACACUCUCUCUCAAUGAGGAAGGGAUUCCCCAUAACCCCAUGGUGAACGCAGGGGCCAUUGUCAUCAGUUCUCUCCUUAAGAUGGGCUGCAACAAAGCUGAGAAAUUUGACUAUGUAGUGGAUUAUUUGAAGAAACUGGCAGGAAAUGAGUAUGUUGGAUUCUGCAAUACCACGUUUCAAUCAGAGAAAGAAACAGGAGACCGAAAUUAUGCCAUUGGAUAUUACCUGAAAGAAAAAAAGUGUUUUCCACGAGAGGUAGACAUGAUGGGAGCCCUUGACUUGUACUUCCAGUUGUGUUCUGUGGAAGUGACCUGUGAGUCUGGUAGUGUCAUGGCAGCCACACUGGCCAACGGCGGGAUCUGUCCUAUCACAGGCGAGUGUGUCCUGAAUGAUGAAGCUGUCCGCAACACCCUCAGCCUCAUGCACUCAUGUGGCAUGUACGACUUUUCAGGGCAGUUUGCCUUCCAUGUAGGCCUUCCUGCCAAGUCUGCAGUCUCCGGGGCCAUCCUGCUGGUGGUGCCCAAUGUCAUGGGUGUGAUGUGUCACUCACCACCUCUGGAUAAAGGUGGAAACAGCACUCGAGGGAUUGGAUUUUGUCAGGAGCUGGUAUCACUCUUCAACUUCCACAACUAUGACAAUUUGCAGCACUGUACUCGCAAGAUGGACCCACGCCGUGAAGGAGAUGAAGUGAGGAACAAGACUGUUGUAAACUUGCUCUUUGCUGCCUACAGUGGAGAUCUCUCUGCCCUUCGGAGAUUUGCUCUGUCAGCCAUGAACAUGGAGCAGAAAGACUAUGAUUCCCGCACAGCUCUACAUGUAGCUGCAGCCGAAGGGCAUCUAGAGGUCGUGAAGUUUCUGGUGGAGGCCUGCCGAGUCAAUCCCUUUGUCAAAGACAGGUGGGGAAACAUAGCCUUGGAUGAUGCUAUCCAGUUUAAUCAUUUGGAGGUGGUAAAGCUGCUCAAGGAUUACCAGGACACAUACAUCUUGGGAACCAGACAAGCUGAAGAAGCAGCUGAAGAUCUCUCCAAAGAGAACUUAGAAAGUAUGGUAUGAGAUUGGUCUGCACAUGCAAAUAAGCGCUGCUACCUAGGCUGGAAGCAUUUAAGGGCCAAGACAGAAGGGAGAAGAUGUCUAUACGGUUUUCUUUCUCCUUCAAUGUUGGCACAAAAAAGCAAGUGGGACCACACUGAGGUCUUUGACCUUUCCCCUUACGUCAGGUGUUGGAGAAAGGUAAAGCAGACUGUGAAAUUUGUAAUACAUCACUGUGACCAAAGAAUUGUUCAGCAGCUGCAACAACAAAAUGAGCUCUUCCAUUCUACAUUUUAUUGUUAAAAUUAAAAAAAAUGUGGGAUAACUAGGAGUGAAUAUUUAUGUGGAAAGAAUAUAGGCUGUUUUAGUACUUUAGACAGAUUUAUGGGCUAAAUAUUCUUGCAGCUGUUUAUUUUGCAGAAGACUCCAAUUGGAGAACUUGAAUUUUUAGUUUAAAAAGCAAGCACUACCACCGAUCUUGCACUUUUAUUAACUUUCCUAUGGCAUUUUUGCCAUGGAAGCUCUCCCUUUUCUUGAUAUAUAACACAUAGCUAUUUGACUCAUUUGAGAACAUAUAUGAAUCUGUUCCCUUGGAAGAUUUUUCAACUGCUCCUGAAAAAAAAUGUAAUAAAAUUUCACUAGAUAUUCUCUGAAUAUGCUUUCUGGAUAGGGUUGCACUGUUUCUUUAACCUGUCUUUAAAAAUAAAAACAGCUUCCAUUCAGUAUAUAAUUGUCAGUGCAGUUUAUACAAGUUAAAUGGAAGUGCUUCAAAACACCAAGUACUGAAAAAUGCACAUUAGUGGUUGUAUUUGUGCAUCCCUCCCAAUGUUGCUGGAUUGCAUCUCCCUUCAUCUCUCCUCAUUGGUUACAGUUGCUGGAUGCGAUCAUCUAACAACAUAUAGAAAUCAGAAUAGAAUCCCAUUCCUGAUAUAUAUGGACAACUGAUUCACUUCAAGCAAUUCCAAAACAAUUGGUCUGAGUUCUGCCCUAACUUACUAUGUUAACCCAUUGGCUCAAAUAGUAACAAAUAUAAUUACAUAGUUAAAGAGGGUGAAGUGGCUACAGAACAACACUAAGUGUACAUAUUCAAAUAUUUAGGAAGUGCUCUGGCCUAGCAUAUUUACUCAGAAAUACACGCUAGAAUGGAGAAAAAGAGAAUAUAAUCUAUUUUUAUACAGAGAUGACGUCACUGCCAGACAGCAGUGUCAUCUUUUCUGAGCUUGUCUGUUUUUUUUCCCUCUUUUAAUUUUUUUUUACAUUCCAACAAUUAACAAAAUUUUAGCAAUGCAUGUCUUAUUUCAAUAUACAUAAUACCAAAAAUAACUAAUGCUUAAAUGACAUUAUAAACGAUCCUUUGGAAUGUAACCCCCCCCCCCCCCCGAACAGCAAUUCAUAUAUUAUCAUUGUAUCAUUUUAACUGUGUGGAACGCCUGAUUCAAGGUGGUGUAUCUUUUGUCUCCAUCUAUUUUGUUAAUUAGGACUGACCAUUUCCUGAACCAGUCAAAUUCUUUUAGACUAUUUGUAUAUUUUCUUUUCCUUUGAUUAAUGAAAUCAUUAAUUAUAUAUUCUGAUAUAUAAGACCA